AUGUUUGGCUCGGUGUUUUUGACACAAUUGCAAGCCCGCUUUACCAACAAUCGAAUGCCCUCCAAGUUGGCCAAUUCAUACCAGCAGUUGUUGGACGAAUUCUCCAGCAGCGAGCUGAAAUCCGUUGGAAAUUAUACCCUCGGCCGAUUAAUAGGAAAGGGAUCAUUCGGAAAAGUUUAUCUUGCGACGCAUAAGCUCACCAAUGGGUCAAAGGUUGUUUUAAAAUCCGCGCACAAGGACGAUGCCAACCUUGCUCGCGAAAUUCACCACCACCGACAAUUUGUUCACCCGCACAUUGCGCGGCUAUACGAGGUCAUUGUGACGGAAAACUUGGUGUGGCUCGUGCUUGAAUAUUGCUCUGGUGACGAAUUGUACAACCAUCUCCUCCAACAUGGACCACUCCCCGUGGCCAAAGUACAAAAGAUAUUUUGCCAGCUUGUCGGUGCUGUAUCGUACGUCCACUUACAGUCAUGUGUCCAUCGCGAUUUGAAACUCGAAAAUAUCCUGCUCGAUAAAAACGAAAACGUUAAACUCGUCGACUUCGGCUUCACGCGAGAGUACGAAGGUCGCACCAAUUAUCUGCAAACUUUCUGCGGUACAAUAUGCUACGCAGCACCCGAAAUGCUCAAGGGGGAGAAAUAUGCCGGCGAAAAGGUAGAUGUUUGGAGUUUGGGAAUUAUAUUAUACGCGCUGCUCUGCGGGGAAUUGCCCUUCGACGACGAUGACGACAACAUUACACGAACAAGAAUAUUGUCCGAGGAACCAAAGUACCCCGACCACCUUACUUCCGAUGCUAUUUCCUUACUCAAGCUCCUCCUUUCAAAACGACCCCUUCCUCGGCCGUCAUUUCCUGAUAUACUAGCACACCCCUUCCUUGUAGAACAUGCUCCUGCACAACAAGCAAUUCUCGACGUCAAGGCACACUCCCCGUUUUCCACGGCAUUAGAAAAGGACUGCCUGGAGCGCAUGCGAAGUGCCGGGGUCGACAUUGAUGCGGUAAUCGAAAGUGUCUUGGCGCAAAAAUGCGAUGCAUUGGCCGGCUGGUGGACGUUACUAUUGGAGAAGGAGGAACGGAAGAUGUUGAGGAGGGAUCGAAAACGACAAGAAAAGGAGCUAGAAAGGAGCCUGCGAAGGCUAUCUGCCGCCUCGAGCCGACUUGACCGCAUGACGCCGAUUUUGCAGGAUGUGGACGAGGAUGCAGGCCUGACAAGUCAGUUUAUUAGACUCGGUGAACAUGGCUCCAGAAGAGGAAGGCCAGAACAAAGGAGCGCAAAUUACCAUGGCGAUUUUACAGUGACAGACUUGCCAUUGCUUCCAGAGUCUGGCCGACCUCACAAUGACAUUCCGCCGACACCAAUUGAUAAGGACUCAAUUCGGUCUGUAUCUACUUCACGGCACCGUCGACCCAUCCCACCACCGAAGGAAGGCGUGAUUCGCAGCGCCAGGUCCCGUGGAUCUACAUUGCAUUUGGUGACAACUUCGGAUACGCUCGGCAUCAGAAGCAAUGGCAGUGCCGCGCAAAAUACUCAACAAAAUGGGCAGCAAAAGACGAAGAAGAAGCCCAGUCAAGCUAUCAUUGCCCACUGGAAGAACCUGUCACAUUGGUUUAUUGAAAAUGCGACGAAGCGGAGAAAGGGCCACGAAAGGCGAACGAGUCGAAGCACGCCUAACUUGCAUCUGAAGGAUAGCUCUGGUAACAGCGGUGGCAAAGAUGUCAGCCCAAGACCUCAGACAAGCAAGUACCCGACUACAAGUUCUGUUGAUAGCGGCCACCCGACAGCAUCAUUGCCAAAAGGCGUCGUGGCAAAUGGCUUGACCAAAGGAGGACCGGUUAAUGGCCAAGCCAAUGUUCCCACCAGAACCCCUUCGGGCUCGUCUUUCCCCCCUUCGGCUCACAUACAACCUCUCCGGCCACGAGUAGCGAAUUCUUCAUCCUACAAGCGCCAGUCGUUGUCUCCCGCCCCUGUUACUCCUCGAUCUGCUAUGCGUCGAUCUUCUGCCGGCUUGCGAGGAAGAAAGUCCACCUCGUCGUCUGUGUCUUCCGUUCGAUCUAUGCAUCACCACCGUCACUCGCAUUCCAAGGCUUCAUCAACUAGCUCAGCCGGCUCCGUCUCGACGUCGAAAACUCCUCUUGGACGCGGACAGUCUCCUCAUCAUUCCGUCAAAGUGUUGCCGGCUACGCCGACGGCCAACUCGUUCCCCUCCAACAUUCGUCUUGUUCGAGGGUCUCCAGCUCCGCCUCCGUUGCGUAUUUACGAUGAAGGAAUGCCGAGCGGGAACCAACAACCGCCUCCUGGUUCACCAAAUCCCUUUUCUUCCGGGGUGCUAUUUGCCAAGCGAAAGAGAAACAUCUUCAAGGGGCCGUCGUUGAACUUUGGCAGCGCUGGCCAUCACAUCAGCCGUAACACAAACUCAGGAUCUCAUUCACGCAGUGGAAGCGGUUCCGCGCUGGGUCGGCGAUCGGGAGAAAUCACCAUUCAGGAAGAAGAUGAGGAGCCGGUCGUCGAGGAGGACGAAGAAGAGGAGGACGAGUUUGAAGAAGUCGAGUCUUUCCAGCCUAUUGUCGGGAGACCAGGCGAGAUUAUCGAAGAGCAGAUUCUCGAAGACGAGCCGUUGCAGUUGGCCGAUGUCGAGAGCCCAUCAGCCGAAAAUGCACCCGCAACGGCAAAAGUAGACGCAGCCAAGUCGUAA
Molecule: messenger RNA, 2691 nt
Organism: Metarhizium robertsii ARSEF 23
Lineage: Eukaryota; Fungi; Ascomycota; Sordariomycetes; Hypocreales; Clavicipitaceae
Product: serine/threonine protein kinase
Exons: 5
Coding region: 1-2691 (896 amino acids)
Biological process (GO): protein phosphorylation; intracellular signal transduction
Cellular component (GO): cytoplasm
Molecular function (GO): ATP binding; protein serine/threonine kinase activity
Source: RefSeq, a predicted model, not a curated record